UGAAUGCCACACACACACACACUCAUUAACUCUGACUGGUUGCACGAGCCAUUUCCAUGCCUGAGCUGCCUGAUGACAUUUAUCAAUCAGGCAGCGAAGAAGGGGAAGGUGGCGUGUCACGGCAGGAGCACAGGCAACCCGACUUGCUCCAAGAUUCCAACUCGGCAGAAGUGGACGAAGCCAGGGAGCAGGCAGCUGCAAAGAUUCAAGCUAUACAGCGCGGCCGAGCCGUCCGCAAGAAUCUUGAAAAAGACUCUGCAGACCAAGUAGGGCCAGACUUUCUUGCUUCUGAAGAUCCUGCAGAGGACAAAGCCAAGGAGCAGGCAGCGGCGAAGAUUCAAGCUAUACAGCGCGGCCGAGCCGUCCGCAAGAAUCUUGAAAAAGACUCUGCAGACCAAGUAGGGCCAGACUUUCUUGCUUCUGAAGAUCCUGCAGAGGAUGAAGCCAGGGAGCAGGCAGCGGCGAAGAUUCAAGCUCUACAGCGCGGCCGAGCCGUCCGCAAGAAUCUUGAAAAAGACUCUGCAGACCAAGUAGGGCCAGACUUUCUUGCUUCUGAAGAUCCUGCAGAGGACAAAGCCAGGGAGCAGGCAGCGGCGAAGAUUCAAGCUAUACAGCGCGGCCGAGCCGUCCGCAAGAAUCCUGAUAAAGACACUGCAGACCGGAAAGAACCAGACUUUCUUGCUUCUGAAGAUCCUGCAGAGGACAAAGCCAGGGAGCAGGCAGCGGCGAAGAUUCAAGCUAUACAGCGCGGCCGAGCCGUCCGCAAGAAUCCUGAUAAAGACACUGCAGACCGGAAAGAACCAGACUUUCUGGCAUCGUCAGCUGCAACAUUGGGCGAAGCUAGGGAUGAGGCAGCAACAAUCACUAAACAGGUUGAUGGUAGCAGCAAGGCGGGCAGUAGCAAGGUGAGCAGCAGCAAGUUGGGCAGCAGCAAGGUGGGCAGCAGCAAGGUGGGCAGCAGCAAGGUGGGCAGCAGCAAGGUGGGCAGCAGCAAGGUGAACAACAGUAAGGCAGAUAAGGCAGAUAGCAGCAAGGCAGAUAGCAGCAAGGCAGAUGGCAAGGCAGGCAGCAACAAGGUCAGCAGCAGAGCCGGCAGCAAGGCACCUAGCAGGGCCGGCAGCCAAGCAGCAAAGAAGGGCCCACCGACUUCCAAACAGUCGGCAGUGUCGAACCCACAGCCUGCCAAUGCGGCCAAGGAGAAGCCAAGGUCCAAGUCGCCGCGGACGCCUCGAACUUUGCAGGCCGACAAAAGGGAAGGAAGUCCAGGACAACACAGCCUUACGCCGGGCCCCGCGUCCGCGCCAACAGGCUGGGAUUCGUCCACCUACAUCGAGGCGACCCCGGACAAGCCCAGCCUCUCCGCCCUCGAGCGGCGCCCGGGGUCACCGCCGGCCGAGGGCCAAGGCGCCCGGCGGAUGCUGAAGCCGGAUGAGCCGCCGCCAUGGGAACGGCUCUAUCAGCAAGCGCUCCAGGCCAAGGAAGCCGAGCCGGAGGCGCCGACGCCUGUCCCGACGCCCGUUACGCCGAAGGCGGCGCGGGGGCUGGAGGAUCAGGAAAUCUUCUGGUUGCGCAACGAGGUGCAUUUGUUGCGGCGGGAGGUGACGCGAUUGCAGCAAGAGCCGCCAAAGGAGCCGCCGGCUUCUGGUUCGAAGCCCAUGCAUUUCGGGAUGCACGACCUGCCCAAGCGUCCAGAGAAGGAGAAGGAGAAGGAGAUCAAGGAUCCGGAGCCUUUGUCGCCGACCAACGCGGAGAUCGUCACGUCCCUGCGGGCGGAAAGGGAUCGGCUGCUGGCAGAGGCCGCCAAGCUGAGAAGCGUCGCCAAGACAGAAAGACCCAAGGCGGCAGCCAGGAUGCCCAGCAAGCCCGAAGCUGCGCCGGAAGCGCCGGAGGCGCCCGAGCGGGCCAAGACCGCCCGUGCGCUCCAACAGGCAGGAUGGAACCAGAAGCUAAAGACAAAGCAGGAAGGCCGAAGCAGCCCGAGCCCAAGCCCGCGAAGCGUGCGCCAGGCAAGCCCAAAGCGAAGCCAGAGCCAGCGGAACUUGAGCAAGGCAAGCCCAGGGCAGGGUCCCAAAAGCCAGGGAGGCCAAAGCCAGCAGAACCUGAGCAAGAGCCCAAGCCAGCGGAGCAAGAGCCAGCAGAACCUGAGCAAGGCAAACAGCCUCGGUAAGGCCAGCAGCCAUGGCAAGGCAAGCAGCCUGGGCAAGGCCAGCCUGGGCAAGGCCAGCAGCCAGGGCAAGGCAAGCAGCCCGCGGCAGCGGAGCCAAAGCCCGAAAAGCCAAAGUCAGCAGCUGGGCAAGUCAACUCCACGGCAAACCCAGCGACAACAUGCCAGUCCAAGCAAGACACAGGCACAGCGAGGCCCAAGCCGCAGCCAAAGUCAGCGGAACCUCCGGGCAAGCCCAAGAGGAAGCCCAAGCAGAAGCAGAAGCCCAAGCUCGAGAUCCGGCUCGCGAUCCAGCCCAUCCCGACAGGCCCCGCGAAGCCGCGGUAGCAGCAGAAGCCAAAGCCCCAGGCAGAAGCCAAAGGCCCCCAGCUCUCGGAUCUUCGAGCGGCUCCACCGAGACCACGCCUACCGGCAGUGGGAGCUCGAGGAGCGGCGCGCGGAGGCGGCGGCGCGGGAGCUGCAGCUGGCGAAGGCGCUGCAGGGCCGCACUGUCACCGUGGCCUCCACCGCGGAAGCGCGGGCGGCGGGCACGCGGCUCCACGAGGAGGCCAGGCACAUGCAGACGCGGCUGGCCGCCAAGCGGGCGGAGCUGGAGGACCUCCAGGCCAGGGAGCCCCGCUUCGGCGAGCCCGCCGAAAGCGCCGAGGGCUCCACGGCGCGGGGGGCGCAGCUCUACGCGGCGGCGCUGCGGCGGCAGCAGCGGCAGGAGGAGCGGCGGCGGCUGCAGAGCCUGGAGGAGGAGCAGUGGAUCAAGGACCACGAUCUCCACAAGUUCAGCAGCCGUGAUGGAUGCGAACCGUAUACACGCCUCUACGAGGAUGCGAAGCAACGGAAUCAUCGCCUCUUCAUGAAGGGGCAGCUGAAGCUUGCGGAGGAGGCCCAAGGCGCGGUCUCGGUGCACGAGCCGCUGGGCGCGGACUUCGCCCAGCGGGUGGCGGAGCAGCGGGCGCGGUGUCUCUACCAAGACGCCCAGCAGCGCCAGGAGCGCCUGGAGGCGCGCCGGGAACUGGCCGCCGCCUGGGCCCCGGUUCCCGCGCGGAAGGCGCGGAAGCGGGAGGCGUCGCCGCAGGCGGAGACGCAUCCCCCGGUGCCUCACAGCGCCUUCGAGCGCGCGCGGGCAGCGGAGCUUUCCCCGAGCGGCUCGGCUCGCGGGAAGGCGGCGCUGAGCAUGUCUCAGCUGCUCAUGUCACGGGUCGGGCAAUCCCUGGGCCCGGCAUAGCCAGGCGGAGCCUUGCUAGGUGCCAAACGGCAAAACAACGCCGGAGUGGGUCUCUGGGGCCCCGUUUUUUUUGUUGGUUUUUUGUUUGUUUGUUUUUUUUUUCGUGCCGGA
Molecule: messenger RNA, 3494 nt
Organism: Effrenium voratum
Lineage: Eukaryota; Dinophyceae; Suessiales; Symbiodiniaceae
Source: the annotation of a GenBank genome assembly